This is a messenger RNA of Vicugna pacos (alpaca), 700 nucleotides long. The record is from RefSeq and is a predicted model, not a curated record. NCBI's taxonomy places the organism in Eukaryota, Metazoa, Chordata, Mammalia, Artiodactyla, Camelidae.
UCGAGGCGCAUGCGCAGUCGCUCUUCCUUAGGCAGCAGCCAUGGCGGGACAAGAGGACCCGGUGCAGCGGGAGAUUCACCAGGACUGGGCGAACCGGGAGUACAUUGAGGUCAUCACCAGCAGCAUCAAGAAAAUCGCAGACUUUCUCAACUCGUUCGAUAUGUCUUGCCGUUCAAGACUCGCAACACUAAACGAGAAAUUGACAGCUCUUGAACGGAGAAUAGAGUACAUUGAAGCCAGGGUGACAAAAGGUGAGACCCUCACCUAGAAUCGUGCCACACUGCUGCUGGGAAGUUGCUUCUACAGAACACAGGCCCACGUGGGAAAAGCCCCAGCAGCCUUCAGCUCCUUCCUCUCUCCUUACAGAACAACAGGGCUUCUUCUUGUUUUUCUUUUUUUCAAAAAUGUGGCCUUUGGGCUCUGCCAUGUACACCCAGGAGCGUGAGGUGGCACGUUGGGAGGGGGCCAGGGGAACUCUCGGCAACGUUAGUCGUUUUUACCUUUUCGGAAACAUUUUGCAGAACUACUUGUCAACAUAUUUGAGGCGCUAAGAGCCAAAAGCCUGAGACUGUCACGGUCCUCCCCACCUCUCUCUCUCCCUCUCUCAGCCUUUCUUUGCAGCUCUCAUCGCCUCUGCAUUAAUUCUACAGUCUUUGUCUCCUCCCCACCUUUGGCCGGGGAUGGGAAGCAGUCCUGGCUG